Messenger RNA from Carassius gibelio (silver crucian carp), 3178 nucleotides. Its product is annotated as guanine nucleotide-binding protein subunit alpha-15-like. The transcript has 10 exons. Gene Ontology annotation, molecular function: GTPase activity; guanyl nucleotide binding; G protein-coupled receptor binding. The record is from RefSeq and is a predicted model, not a curated record. Gene Ontology annotation, biological process: adenylate cyclase-modulating G protein-coupled receptor signaling pathway; action potential; phospholipase C-activating dopamine receptor signaling pathway. Bases 1 to 1425 code for a protein of 474 amino acids. NCBI's taxonomy places the organism in Eukaryota, Metazoa, Chordata, Actinopteri, Cypriniformes, Cyprinidae. Gene Ontology annotation, cellular component: heterotrimeric G-protein complex.
AUGGUUCUGGAGGAGAAUAACAAGGAUAUUUAUGCCCAGUGGUUCCAGGAUCUGGACAUACAUCAGAUAACUCAGCUGAAGAGAAGUUAUGUAGAGGCUAUUUGUCAUCUCUGGGCAGACAAAGGCUUUAAGAUUUGUUACAGACGGCGCAGAGAGUAUCAGCUGCUAGACUCCACCAAAUAUUUUAUUGAUAACUUGGAGCGCAUCGCAGCUGAAGGCUACAUCCCAACACCUCAAGAUGUUCUUCAAGUCCGGUUCCCCACCACCGGCAUCACAGACCACUGCUUUACUUUAGAGAAGAUGACUCUCAGUUCCUCUAAUUCUGUUGGAGAAAUGGGGGUUUACUCCUGCUGUCCAUGGUUCUGUUGCUUGUCUGAAGAGCAGAGGAACGCCAUUUACAUAAAUCGUGAAAUCAAACGCAUCCUUUCAGAGCAGAAAAAACAGAGAGAUAUCAAGGUGCUUUUAUUAGGCACGGGAGAAAGUGGAAAGACAACGUUUAUGAAGCAGAUGAAAAUCAUUCAUGGAAGCGGAUACUCAGAAGAGGAGAGGUGUAGCUACACGAAGCUGGUUUUUCAGAAUGUAUUCCAAGCUAUGAGUACAAUGACAGACGCCAUGAAGACCCUAAAGAUCCCCUUCUCCAACCCACAGAGCGAGAUUUAUGCCCAGUGGUUCCAGGAUCUGGACAUACAUCAGAUAACACAGCUGAAGAGAAGUUAUGUAGAGGCUAUUCGUCAUCUCUGGGCAGACAAAGGCUUUAAGAUUUGUUACAGACGGCGCAGAGAGUAUCAGCUGCUAGACUCCACCAAAUAUUUUAUUGAUAACUUGGAGCGCAUCGCAGCUGAAGGCUACAUCCCAACACCUCAAGAUGUUCUUCAAGUCCGGUUCCCCACCACCGGCAUCACAGACCACUGCUUUACUUUAGAGAAGAUGACUCUCAGGAUUGUAGAUGUCGGGGGUCAGAGGGGACAAAGAAGAAAGUGGAUCCAUUGUUUUGAGAAUGUGACGGCAAUCAUAUUUUUAGCCUCCCUCAGUGAAUACGACCAACUCCUUGAGGAGAAUAACAAGGAUAACCGCAUGGAAGAGAGUUUGUCGCUGUUCUACACCACCAUCAACUCAACAUUUUUUGCUCGUUCAUCCGUCAUCGUCUUCCUGAACAAAACGGACAUCCUGGCUGAGAAGAUUCAGUUCUCAGAUCUAAAAACAUACUUUCCUGAAUUCAACGGCAAACGUAGGGACAUUCAAGAUGCCAUGCUUUUCAUCAGAAAUUUAUACAAACAGAAAGCGGUUUCCUUCGAAACUAAGAACUCCAAAAAAAUCUUCUCUCACUUCACCUGUGCCACAGACACUAAAAACAUCCGGAAAGUCUUCAGUGACGUGAAAGAGGACGUCCUCCUCGAUGCCUUAAAGAACUCUGGAAUGUUGUAAUGAGCCAAAGGUGCACCUUCAAGGCACUCGGCAUCAAACUGCCAAUGCCAAUCCAUGUACGUUCAGAAAUACUACUAUUUUGCGGAGGCACAUCUGCAUGCUCGUGUUAGCAAUAUUUGUACUGUAACUGGACACACUUGGACAAAAUGUAAUUAUAGGUUGAUUUUUAUUUUGCUUAACUAAUAUAUAUUUACAUGUUAAACUCGGACUGUUUUAUUAAGGGAGAUUUCAAAUGGUUUAAAAGCCAUGUGAUAUUAAUGAGGAAAACUGACUUUAAAAAUCAGUGUGAUGCCAGUUUUUAUCAUUAAAAACAUGGCUCAGAAAAGUGGUUUGAAAAGCUUUAGCAUCAAUUUGUAAAUAAAUGCAAUGAAAUUCACAUUUUCAUGUGACUUUGAUGUCUAAAAAUAACUACUAAAUUAAGUUUCCACUAAUACAUUUUGGUAAUCCAAAAGCACAAUCCAAAAACAGGCAGAAGGCCAUGUCCAAAACAAUAACAACAGGACAAAACACAGGCAAAGGAUAAUCCAAAAGACAGGUAUUAAUUAAGAGUUUGGAAGAGUCAAUAGCAACUAAGAAGAGGAUCUGAGAAGAAUAAGGUUGAAGAAGAUCUGAGAUGUGGGCAGGAGCGAGACCACGCAGUGCUCUAAAUACAAAUAUUAAAACCUUAAACUCAAUUCCUUACUUUACAGGUAACCAGUGAAGCAAUGCUAAAAUAGAUGCAGUAUGCUCCAUCUUUUCUGUCCCUGUCAAAAAGCAAGCUGUGGCAUUCUGUACCAGAUGCAAAAGUAAGGACUGAAUAAUUCCAGCAUAAAAGGAAUUAAUAAUCUAAUUUUUUUGAGGUGAAUACAUGAAUGAUAGUCCCUUAAACUGCAGAAAGCUGGCUCUUACUACAGAAGUUUCUGUCAGUGGAGUUUCAUUCCUAAAUUAAUGGGUGCUUUACUGAUGCAACUGGGUGAACGACUGAAUAAGUAUUUGCUCCUCAACCACUAAAAAAAUAUGUAUGAAUGUGUGUAGUAUGAAUGUAAUUUUGAUGUAAAACAUCUGCCAUGUUGUCUUGGUCAUGUGACCUACCAACGUUCGUUUAUGCACAAAUCUUUUUCUGUGGCUUCAUGAGAUUGUUAAGUGUCAGAAUCUUCAGAAUCUUUGACAGAGGUAGUAGUAAGCCAUUCAGAUACUUUUUGCCUGCUGUUUCUUGUAUAUUGUCAAUUUGGACAUACUUAUCUUGUUACAUACUGUUUUUGGCAAAUGAAGGGAAGAAUGCAUCUUAUACCCUUAGCCUGUAAACACUAUUUAGGGGACUGCCAUUUGUAGCUGUGUCUGACACUAUGGGUUUUUCCUUUUCCUAAUACCCACACCUGUGGUCAUAGCACUUGACCACUGGUCUGCUUACAUCAUGUAUUUCCAGAAUUUGGCCCCCAAGUGUUCAAGUGUGCAUUAAAACAAGUGCGGAUACAACUUUUGAUUACCCAAUGGGACACUCUUACAAUGGUGUUGUAAAAAUGUUUUACUUGUACAUUUUGUAUUUUCAAUACUUUGCACUUUAAAGUAAACUUUCAAAGGUACUUUCAGUAGUCACUAUGUAACAUCCAACAUUAUUUAAUUGUGUUUCUAAUUAAGUGAUAAAUAAUGUGUCAAUAAAAAUGUGCAGCACUAUGUUUUACUACCAAAUUUAUAUGCAAUAUCUACUUAAUUUAACUUAUUCUGUGUGUGUUUAUGGCACUGAGUUUGGCAUUUUUCUAACCUGGGACAGCAC